Ruditapes philippinarum (Manila clam) is the source of this 996-nucleotide messenger RNA. RefSeq names its product M-phase phosphoprotein 6-like. The record is from RefSeq and is a predicted model, not a curated record. Lineage: Eukaryota; Metazoa; Mollusca; Bivalvia; Venerida; Veneridae. The coding region runs from base 104 to 589 and encodes 161 amino acids. Gene Ontology annotation, biological process: maturation of 5.8S rRNA. The transcript has 5 exons.
AAUAAUUUAUCCCUUUUGACGGUGAAGACAAAGGAAAGUGCUCUUCAAAUUGGUCUGACCACGUUUGUAUUUAUUUUUCAACAAUCGAUUGAAAAAUAACGAAAUGGCUGGAGAUGAGUCUAAGUCAAGCUUGUCCAGCAAUGUUUUACAAAUGAAGUUUAUGAAAAGGAGUGCACUUAGAAUAGAAAAAGAAAAAAGUGAAGAAGAAAGGAAACAUGAAAUAGAUGAUGAACAUUGGGUGUUGGAUCUGCCGCCUAUUGAACAAAGAGAAAGUAAAUAUGUUUUAGAGCCAAGCUAUGAAAGAUGUGAAAAUUUAAUGUAUGGAAGGAUGUCUUUCAAAGGUUUCAACACCGAAGUAGAGAAAUUGAUGGUCCAAAAUAAUGCCAGACUCCAAUUAGAAGAUGCUGAAAGAAGAGAAAAUGAAACCAGUGUUAAUGAUGAAGAGAUGGCUCAAAGAUUCCAAAGUUUGAGUGAUACAAUAAACAAAAGAUUUUUAACAAAACGGCAAAGACAGACAGAACCAGAAGAAAACUCCAAAUCUUCCAGGAAGAAAGUGAAAAAACAAUUUAUCAAGCCUGCCGAUGAUUGACAGACAGCAAAGAUAUAGACUAUGAUGUUUGUCAGUGUGCAAACAGUUAAACUGUUAAUCCUGUACGCAAAUAUCUUAUAGAUAUGAAGAUAGUGUCUUUAAUGUUUUUGGUACGGAUAGGAUCAAACUGUGUACGAUGGAAUUUGGCAAUAUUUCAGUCCUGACAAGAGAAGUGGUUAUGGUCUUUCCAUAUUGCAAUAUUAUUGUACAUCAUUUGGAAUUGUGCAGCACAGGGUGAUUGAUAUCUAUUUGGUUAUAUGGUUUUAGAAAUGCUCUGUACGAGUUUAUAUCAGAUAAAGAUUGCUGCAGUUCAUAGAAACGUACAUGUCCAACAUUUAGGACAAUUACAGUAAAACCCCUGCAGAGCAACACCCAUUUGGACAGAAAUGAUUUUGUUUGCUGAUUUC